This is a messenger RNA of Mesoplodon densirostris (Blainville's beaked whale), 1308 nucleotides long. It is a transcript of the gene GNA14, whose product is annotated as G protein subunit alpha 14. Gene Ontology annotation, cellular component: heterotrimeric G-protein complex. NCBI's taxonomy places the organism in Eukaryota, Metazoa, Chordata, Mammalia, Artiodactyla, Ziphiidae. Bases 138 to 1205 code for a protein of 355 amino acids. Gene Ontology annotation, molecular function: G protein-coupled receptor binding; guanyl nucleotide binding; GTPase activity. Gene Ontology annotation, biological process: action potential; phospholipase C-activating dopamine receptor signaling pathway; adenylate cyclase-modulating G protein-coupled receptor signaling pathway. The record is from RefSeq and is a predicted model, not a curated record. The transcript has 7 exons.
CUUUUACUCCGAAACUCGAGUCGGCCCCCCAGUCUUUUCCCACCGACCUCGGGUGCCGUCGGGGACCGGUCGGGAGAGCGGCCGGCGGAGCGUCCGGGCCCUGGAAACGGCGUAGCCCGUCGGGGGCUGCGCGCACCAUGGCCGGCUGCUGCUGCUUGUCCGCGGAGGAGAAGGAGUCGCAGCGCAUCAGCGCCGAGAUCGAGCGGCAGCUUCGCCGGGACAAGAAGGACGCGCGCCGCGAGCUCAAGCUGCUGCUGCUGGGAACUGGAGAAAGUGGCAAAAGCACCUUUAUCAAGCAAAUGAGAAUCAUCCAUGGGUCUGGUUACAGCGACGAAGACAGAAAGGGGUUCACGAAGCUAGUUUAUCAAAACAUAUUCACCGCCAUGCAAGCCAUGAUCAGAGCCAUGGAUACUCUGAGGAUACAGUACGUGUGUGAACAGAAUAAGGAAAAUGCCCAUCUGAUCAGAGAAGUGGACAUAGACAAGGUCUCCGCUCUCUCCAGGGACCAGGUGGAGGCCAUCAAGCAGCUCUGGCAGGACCCGGGAAUCCAGGAAUGUUAUGACAGGAGGAGGGAGUACCAGCUGUCAGACUCUGCCAGAUAUUACCUGACUGACAUCGACCGGAUCGCCAUGCCGUCGUUCGUGCCAACGCAGCAAGAUGUGCUUCGUGUCCGAGUGCCCACAACCGGCAUCAUCGAGUACCCGUUUGAUUUGGAAAACAUCAUCUUUCGGAUGGUGGAUGUUGGUGGCCAGCGAUCUGAAAGACGGAAAUGGAUUCACUGCUUUGAGAGUGUCACCUCCAUUAUUUUUUUGGUUGCUCUGAGUGAAUAUGACCAGGUCCUGGCUGAGUGUGACAAUGAGAACCGCAUGGAAGAAAGCAAAGCCUUAUUUAAAACCAUCAUCACCUACCCCUGGUUUCUGAACUCAUCGGUGAUUUUGUUUUUAAACAAGAAGGAUCUUUUGGAAGAGAAAAUCAUGUACUCUCAUCUAAUUAGCUAUUUUCCAGAAUACACCGGACCAAAGCAAGAUGUCAAAGCUGCCAGAGACUUUAUCCUGAAGCUCUAUCAAGAUCAGAAUCCUGACAAAGAGAAAGUCAUCUAUUCCCACUUCACAUGUGCUACAGACACAGAGAAUAUCCGCUUUGUGUUUGCUGCUGUGAAAGACACAAUUCUACAACUAAACCUGAGGGAAUUCAACCUAGUUUAAAAGCUGCUGCCCACUCCUCACCCAGGCCAGAAAACCGGAUUUGCCAGCUCCUCGCGUUUUUAUUUGUGAGUGAGUGCUUCUGACGUCACCCGGCCCAGCGCAG